GACCCCUUAGCGCCGGUGCUGUUGCUGCCUAGACCACAGGCUAGACCUUACCUAGACAUAUCCUACCCUAGAAUCUUCCUAGAUUACCAUGAGUAACAUGAAGCAGGCGCUUCUGGUCUUCUCCGUAACUCUGACUGCAGUCAUGGGGCUGCCAAAGCCAUUCCCCAGCGGGGGAUCAGCAAGCAACUCCCCAGCCAUCGCUCCCCAGUUCCCCUACAACCCCCUUAACUACGUCAGGACCAAGACCGACGAGCGGGUAGAUGGGGAGAGAGGCGCUUACACCUUCGACAUCGAGACCGAGAACGGCAUCUCCAUGUCAGAGGCCGGCCAGAGCGACGACUCGGCUGAGUCCAUCGUCAAGGCUGGCUCAUAUUCGUUCACGCUGCCCGACGGCAACCUGUUCGAGCUGAAGUAUGUGGCGGACAAGAACGGUUUUCAGCCCGAGUCUUCCUACCUGCCAGUGCCUGUAGCCUUCCCUCACCCCAUCCCUCAGUUCGUGCUCGACCAGAUCGAGAAGGCAGCGAGGGAAGACGCUGAGGCUGCGAGGGCAAACGCAUAGCGAGGAGGCAAUUGGUUAAUUGUGAAGGAAAUGCAAUGAUUUAGGUGAUAAUAGGAUAAUCGAGGAGGUAAUAAGAUAAUUGAGGAUGCGAUAAGAUAAUUGAGGCGGUCAUAUAAAGAAGUAUAGGUUAAUUGAGAAGGAAAUGCAAUAAUUUAGGAGAUAAUAGGAUAAUUGAUGAGGUAAUAAGAUAAUUGAGGAUGCGAUAAGAUAAUUGAAGCAGUCAUACAAUAAUUGAGUAAUGAAAAGGAUUAAUCAGGAUGUAAUAAAAUAAUUGAGGAUACAAUAGGAUAAUUGAAGCAGUCAUACAAUAAUAGAGGAAUCAAUAGGAUAAUUGAAGGGCCAUAUAAUAAUUGAAGCGUACAAAGUUAUGUGCCCACCAUGACGUUGGACUAACCGGUUGAUGCAUAUCUACGAACAAAACUCCAAAAGCUAGCCCAACAUUCAAGUUCAAUAAAUCCUUCCUCAUAAGAAUCGUAAGUUAUUACGACUGAGAAUGUAAAGAACGUUCCGAAUUGUGUUUCAUUUUUUGGAUAAAAUUGAUUUUGGAGUGCAAUUUAAUAUUAA
Molecule: messenger RNA, 1123 nt
Organism: Hyalella azteca
Lineage: Eukaryota; Metazoa; Arthropoda; Malacostraca; Amphipoda; Hyalellidae
Product: cuticle protein AMP1A
Exons: 3
Coding region: 89-559 (156 amino acids)
Cellular component (GO): chitin-based extracellular matrix
Molecular function (GO): structural constituent of chitin-based larval cuticle
Source: RefSeq, a predicted model, not a curated record